Molecule: messenger RNA, 780 nt
Organism: Rangifer tarandus platyrhynchus (Svalbard reindeer)
Lineage: Eukaryota; Metazoa; Chordata; Mammalia; Artiodactyla; Cervidae
Source: the annotation of a GenBank genome assembly
AUGCUACUGUUGCUCAUCUCAAUACUGGGGAUAUUUGCCCUGAGAGAUUCCAGAGGCCAGUCAGUGACCCAGCCUGAUGAUCCUGUUUUGGUCUCUGAAGGAACCUCAUUGGAGCUGAAGUGUAACUAUUCCUACGGUGCAACUCCCUAUCUCUUCUGGUAUGUCCAGUACCCCAGGCAAAGACCCCAGCUGCUCCUCAAGUACUUUUCAGGGAACACCGUGGUUCAAGGCAUUAGAGGCUUCGUGGCUGAAUUUAAGAGCACUGAGUUUUCCUUCAACCUGAGGAACUUCUCAGCCCAUUGGAGUGACUCGGCUGAGUACUUUUGUGCACUGAGUGGCACAGUGCCUGGGACUGCAGGAGGAGUUGAACACAAACCCCUCGCGUUUGAUUUAGGUCUGUUUGGUGACACAAAAUUUUUAUUUAUAAUUUGCCCAGGACAAACAUGUGGAAAUUCAGUGACCCAGAUGGAUGGGCAAGUGACUCUUCCAGAAGGGAUUUCUGCGACUAUAAUCUGCACUUAUUCAACUUAUUCAACCUCUGGGUACCCUACUGUUUUCUGGUAUGUCCAGUAUCCUAGAGAAGGUCCACAGCUCCUCCUGAAAGCCACGAAGGCCAACGAGAAGCAAAGCCACAAAGGUUUUGAAGCCACAUACAAUUCAGAAACCACCUCCUUCCAACUGGAGAAAGCUUCAGCCCAAGAGUCAGACUCAGCUGUGUACUACUGUGCUCUGAGGGACACAGUGACGGAAACUGCAGGGGGAGCUGAGCACAAACUCUGA